AUGACUCGCCAUGAUACUUUGAAAUGCAUCCACGAACCGCUCGGUGAUGCCUUUUACUACGGACCUGAAAGACUUAGUCGCAGAUAUGAUGACGACGAGGAAGCCAGGAUUCAAACCGGCUUCGACCAGUCAACGUACAAGACUAUUUUUGACCGCUUUGACAGAGAAGCAUCUGAGGGGAAACGACUCUUCAUCAAGGAUAUGGCAUACUACAUCAUGCCACCUGACGGAGAACCAGCAACGCGAGUAGCCUCGCUUCAGAUACCAAAACGUGGAAUCGGUACGGAUAUGAAUGGCAACGGCAGCUCCUCUAACGGUGUGGCAUCGAAUGGAGCCGGAGUCCUGCCCACUGACACGCCACACCGUACAAACGGGGGCUCUUCAAGCGCGGAAUCUGAUAACCCAACCGUUGUCCCGCUGGAGUUGCUCUCGAAAUUUCACUUCGCCUUCUUGAUUCGUGAUCCACAUUACAGUAUCCCAUCGUACUACCGCUGCACAAUCCCACCACUGGAUGAUAUCACGGGGUUCUAUGAGUUCUAUGAGAACGAAUCUGGAUAUGACGAAUUACGCCGGCUGUUUGACUACCUCCGUAAAGUACAGUAUGUCGGCCCAUACCAUGCGUCUACAGUCCAUACUGCCCCUGCAAAUGUGACAAAUGGCACAAACGGGACCAAUGGUGCCAUGACCAACCCCGAUGGCCCAGAUAAGGUUGAAAUCUGCGUGGUCGACGCAGACGACCUCCUUGACAACCCCUCGGCCGUCAUCGAACGUUUCUGCAAGAGCGUGGGUGAGGAAUAUACACCCGACAUGCUUCAGUGGCCCACAGAGAAAGACCAGCAGGUUGCCAACGAUGCCUUUGCAAAAUGGCAUGGCUUCCAUGAUGAUGCACUUGGCUCCAAGUGCCUCCGUCCUAGAGCCCACAAGAAAGCAGCAAAGACUGAAGCCGAAUUUGACGCCGAGUGGAAGGAGAAGUAUGGCGAGAAAGGAGCGAAGAUUAUUCGCUCGGCCGUUGACCGGAACAUGGCGGAUUACCGAUACCUGAAGAAAUUUGCCACGAAGAUAUAA
This is a messenger RNA of Arthroderma uncinatum, 1065 nucleotides long. RefSeq lists its product as uncharacterized. The coding region runs from base 1 to 1065 and encodes 354 amino acids. The record is from RefSeq and is a predicted model, not a curated record. NCBI's taxonomy places the organism in Eukaryota, Fungi, Ascomycota, Eurotiomycetes, Onygenales, Arthrodermataceae. The transcript has 3 exons.